CAAAUUCACAACCCAUAUUCUCUCUCAAAAAACUCUCCAGUCUCUGAUUAAUAUUUUUCUUCUUUCAAUUCGAAAAGAAAAUGAAGACCACAAUUCAAGAACAAGUUAUUCUUGGAAUUCAAAUGAAGUCAUUGGGUCUUGCAAGAGCUAGAUUAUUGGGUGAUCCUUCGAAGCAUCUCCAUAUAUCUUCUUCAGAUGAUGGAUCUCAAUCAAUUAAAAAAUAUAAUGGAAAAGAUUGGGUCUUGAAUAGACUCAACAAAAACGGCAAAAAAACCGACAAUAUCAUCCAUGCUCUCCGAGAACAUGUGAAAUUAGGAGCCAAGAUAUCAGAAACUGUAAAGGGAAAGUUGAGUUUAGGAGCAAGAAUUUUAAGAGUUGGUGGGCUGAGAAAAAUCUACAAGAAAUUAUUUUCAAUGACUGAAGGAGAGAAGCUUAUAAAGGCUUCACAGUGCUAUUUAUCAACAACAGCUGGGCCUUUGGCUGGCCUUCUCUUCAUUUCCUCUCAUAAAAUUGCUUUCUGUAGUGACAAAUCCAUCAAACUCUCUUCCCAAAAUGGAGAUCAUAUCAGAAUUCAUUAUAAAGUUACAAUUCCACUAGGGAAAAUCAAAACAGUUUUCCAAAGUGAAAAUGUGAAGAAUCCAUCAGAGAAGUAUAUGGAGAUAGUGACAGUAGAUGAUUUUGAGUUUUGGUUCAUGGGAUUUUUGAAUUAUCACAAGUCUUUCAAUUGUAUUCAAGAAGCACUUUCUUCUCAAACUUAAUUAGACAAAUUGAAGAUAUAUGUUGUAUAUUUAAUUAGCACAAUUUUUUUGAAGCAAAUUCAAUAUUAUUAUUUAAAUUUGCCUUCAAAAAAAUCCAACUUCUAAAAUGGAUUAUUGUAUUCAGAUCAUGUGUGUGUAUUGGGGUGCAAGUUUGAGGAUCAUCACAAAAUUAGAUGUCAACAAAAGUUGGAAGUUUUGUACAAAUUUUAAGUUUUAAUGAG
Molecule: messenger RNA, 979 nt
Organism: Benincasa hispida (wax gourd)
Lineage: Eukaryota; Viridiplantae; Streptophyta; Magnoliopsida; Cucurbitales; Cucurbitaceae
Product: GEM-like protein 7
Source: RefSeq, a predicted model, not a curated record